Messenger RNA from Sphaerodactylus townsendi, 741 nucleotides. RefSeq names its product NADH:ubiquinone oxidoreductase complex assembly factor 2 (gene NDUFAF2). The record is from RefSeq and is a predicted model, not a curated record. Lineage: Eukaryota; Metazoa; Chordata; Lepidosauria; Squamata; Sphaerodactylidae. Gene Ontology annotation, cellular component: membrane. Gene Ontology annotation, biological process: mitochondrial respiratory chain complex I assembly.
UCACCUCUCUGGUAGAAGAGGUGACCGAGCAAUGUAGGGGGCGUGGCUUGGUCCCUGAGAAUGGGAGGAGCAGAGGGCGUGGCUUUCGCUUUGAAGGCGUCCCCGGGUGGGUGGCGCUCGCUGUGCUCCUCUGCGGGCGGCAUGAACCGCAUCUGGAGGCUCAUGCGCGCGCUGCAGGUCCGGGUUGCUGGGCCAGAGAAGCAGCAUGUUGGCGUCGACCUCCACGGGAACAAAUACUAUCGGAUCCCGAAACAUGAAACCUGGGCAGGACAUAUCGUUCAGGAAAGAAGAUUUAUGGAACCAUUAGAUAUAAAGGAACAUGAGUAUGAAGCGGGGGAUAUGCCAACAGAAUGGGAAGCUUGGAUUAGAAAGAAGAGGAAGGAUCCACCUACAUUUGAGGAAAUUCUUAACAAUGAGAAAUUUCGAGAAGAUAAAGAAAGGAAAGUGGAGGACCGCCAUGAAAGAGACUGCGGAAACUCCUGCAUUCCGAAGAGUACGAAGAGGGAGCUUGGCGGCAGAGUCAGCUCAGAACCGGAACAAAGAGCAUCAUUCUGCUCAUCAGUAGCAGGAAGAAAUGAACUCUCAGAGGAUCCAGUCAGCACAGCAAAUACUUUUCAGCCUGGUUCCUGGAAACCUGCACAGGAUCAAGAACCUAAAAAAUAAGGGUUUGGUUGUAAAAAGAAAUUGUGUGAAUCACUGAAACAACAACCCAUUCAGUGAAAUAAAAUCUCUAAAUAUGGA